AAUUUCAUACUAAUAGAAUUGCUGAAUAUUUAAAUAAUCAUGGAGGUAAUUUAAUCAAGGUGGUUAAUAUGAUUUAAAAGAAACAUGGAUUGAACCAACACGUGUAGUUAACCCUGAUCCUAAUAGUGAAUUAAUGAAAAAUGAAAUAUUUGGACACUUAUAAGUAGAUAGAGGUAGCUAUUAAUUUCAUUAAUUCUAUACUCAUUUAAUUAAUCAAGAAUUGCCAUUUGGAGGAGUAGGUGAAUGGUUAUGGAGUCUGUGGCAGCAGGUUUGAUUGAUGUCAGAAAUUAAAACCUAUGAUUGAAAAAUCAAAAAUUGAUCCGCCAGCAAAGUAUAAUAUCUACUUGAUUAUUAAGAUAUCCCCCAUUUAAAUCCAGCUAAAAACCUAAAUGAACUUCUUAACUAAGUUAGUAAUAUAUACCUAAUAAGAAAUUUGUAUAAAUUCCUAUUAGUUAUUUUAAUUUUUG
Molecule: messenger RNA, 467 nt
Organism: Paramecium octaurelia
Lineage: Eukaryota; Ciliophora; Oligohymenophorea; Peniculida; Parameciidae
Source: the annotation of a GenBank genome assembly